Messenger RNA from Hyalella azteca, 8342 nucleotides. RefSeq names its product protein eyes shut. The transcript is spliced from 28 exons. Bases 111 to 7181 code for a protein of 2356 amino acids. Lineage: Eukaryota; Metazoa; Arthropoda; Malacostraca; Amphipoda; Hyalellidae. Gene Ontology annotation, molecular function: Notch binding; calcium ion binding. The record is from RefSeq and is a predicted model, not a curated record. Gene Ontology annotation, biological process: Notch signaling pathway.
UCAAGCUUUCAAGUCCGGAGCUACCUUUUCCUUCACAAACAACUGCAUCAAAUGACGUAAUUACCCUCAAAAAGAAGCAAAAUUCCAGGAUUUUAUUUGGUUUUCUACCAAUGCAAGACUCACUAUCAGCCCUGCAAAGGCGAAUAAGAAAGCCGAGAAGGAGAUUAUCUUCAAGUUACCCUGAACUUAACGUUCCAAUAACUGCCUUUAUUUGGAUUUGUGCCGUAGGAAUGGGUCUAGCUGGAUUUUCGUGCGUCAGUGGACCCUGCGUCAACGGUAUCUGCAUCGAUAAAUUUAACAGCUCGUAUUCGUGCUACUGUGAGGACGGCUAUACAGGUUACGAAUGCCAGACAAACUGGGAUGAAUGUUGGUCCUCGCCGUGCCUCAACCAGGCGACGUGUGUGGAUGGUGUCGCGCAGUUCUACUGCGUCUGCGCACCGGGUUUUACUGGGGAGCUUUGCGGCGCUGAGAUCAACGAGUGCAUGAGCAAUCCUUGCCAGAACGGCGGAACCUGCGACGACCUGCUCGACAAGUACCAGUGUACCUGCGUACCGGGCUACACAGGAGCCAACUGUGAGCGCGACCUGAGCGUGUGCAACACUUCGGUGGCGGGUGAGGCGCGCUGCCUCCACGGCGGCCGCUGCGUUGACGGGCCUGCGCUCGAGUACUCCUGCGUCUGCGGCGACGGCUGGUCGGGGCGUCGCUGUGAGGUCGACGUAGACGAGUGCGCCGCGCGUCCGUGCCUGCACGGCGGCGUCUGCGUGAACGCGCCUGGCAGCUUCGCCUGCGCCUGCCAGCACGGAUACACAGGAGUGCUGUGUGAGACUCAAGUCGUGUUCUGCGAGUCGUCUUUAUGUCGCAACGGCGGCGUGUGCAUCACGGAGAGCGGAAACGCGACCUGCUACUGCGUGCCAGACUUCCACGGAGCUGAGUGCCACCUUCAGUAUAACGACUGCCUUCCUCACGCCCCAAGAUGCCUGAACGGCGGCACCUGCAUUGAUGGCGUUGACAGUUUCGCUUGCAGCUGCUCGCCUCAGAACUCUGGAGUUUUGUGCCAAUGCGACGAAAAUGGCGAGAAUUGCCAGGAGCUUCCAUCUUGGUUUCAAGACCGUCCCUAUAGACCAAUUAUCAGCGACAAACGUUUUGAUCCUUUCCUUAACACUUCCUUGGACGCGACCUUUGAGCCUCCCGACGACGGAAGUGGUUUAAUUUCUACGGUUUAUUUCAAGACUGAACAAGUCACUACUGUCACGGAACCUAUCACCGUGCGUAAGCCAGAUCUCACUCCGACACCCACAAUGCUCAGCGACUUCCCCAGUGUUUAUACUGUAUCAUGGACACCCAAAUUUCCAACUGCGUCCACUGAAAAAGAUCGAUUUGAUAAUGCAACAAUCAUGUCAGACGCUCCAGAUGGCUAUGUCAAACCCACAUCAACUAUAGUUCUCGAUUUAACAACUGUGCUAUCAACUUCUUCCGAUUACUCUUCAACGACUGACGUUAUAACUUCUCAGGUUUCUGAUGGUUUCUCUACCAGCACAGUGGCUGACUGUGAGGACACCACUCAAACACCGGUGGAGGGAGGAUUUGAACGUGUAACUAUUUCGACAUUAGAUUUUACUUCCCCCACUGUCACCUACGCGACGGAAACCUUGCUUCCAGAAUCUACAUCCGAGUUCUCACAAGAAGAGACAACAUCAGAAAAAAUAUUUUCCACCACUGAUCUGACAACGUACACCACGUUUCCAACUUACACGCCCGAUCUCGCGCUUGCCACCGACUUAGAAAAUGUCACUUCCUCGACAACCACGGACGCGUUAGGUGAUGAAAAUUCGACUGAGUACUCCACUGUAACACAAGAAAUUACUGCAUAUACUGAGACAACUAGUGAUGCUCAGCAAUUCACAGAAUCAGCUUCAACACCGUCAGUUGAACUCACGGACACGACUGACGCUCCUGAAAAUAUUACUUUAGAUUCAAAAAAUUUCGUGAUGAGUGUCUCAACAGAAGAAACCAGCUCUGUUACAUUGAGUACUAUCGCCAUUACUGAGAAUGCUACAGAUUACACUUCUUUAACACCCGAUUCCACUUACGAAACACCUGAUUUCACUUCCCAAUUUGUUCCUUCUUCCGAUGUCAUCUCUCUCAUAGAUGUUGAUGCGACCACUUCGAUCGCCACCCACUCGACUAGUGAGGUAGAAACGACAUCUGUCAUAGGUCAGGAAUCAAUAUCUACUGAUGCCUUUGAUUCUGCUUUGUUGACAACGUUCACAGUUUCUCCCAAAGUGACCAUUACAGAAGACACCACUACCUCUAGUAGUGUGGAACCAACGUCGAUCAGUGAAUUUCCGACACCUGACGAUGCUGGAGUGACAGAUUUCACAUCUACUGAGUCUCCGAUUUUCUCGCUGACCCAAGGUCCCGGGUUAGGAUUCACUGCUCUACCUAUCACUACUGAAGACCCGGAUAUUUCUACUUCUCAGCCUGAUACAUCUUCUGCAUUUACAUAUUCAAGCUCAACAGCUACCGCAGCAACAACUAUAACAUCAUCUGAAGAUUUUACAACGAUAAAAACUGAGGAAGAGACGACUGAUUUGCCAUCAACUGAGAAAGUCACAGACUUGGAGACGUCGACUCUUAUUCCGACGACCGACUCAUCUUCCACUGUCGUGCCUAUGAUUUGCGACAAAAAUUGCCAAAAUGGAGGCUCGUGCAUCUUUGUGAACAAUUUUGCAGCGUGUCGCUGCCCCUUCAACUACACGGGCGCGUACUGUGAAGCGUACCACUACGUUACGGUGCCGCGGUUUACUGGGUCUUCUUAUCUGAAAGUGAAGCCCAGCAGCCCUCUAGACCUUAGGAACGGAGUCCAGGUCUACAUCGGAUUCACAUCGACGGCAGCCAACGGCCUUGUGCUAUACGGCGAGGCAGAUGCCCACGGUUCGUUCCUGAUGUUGCUCAUGCGCAACAGCCACCUGACGUUCGUCUUCAGCUGCGGUGUGCAGAUGGUGUCUUUCCUACAGUCCAACGACAGGAUCCCUCCUGCUGUCACCCUACACGUAUCCUUCAAGCUGUGGUGGACUCCGUACGAAGCGCGGCUACCGUGGGGCGCCGGCAAGUGCAGUGCGUCACUACAGGUGAACGACUCUGCCCCGCUGUACAGCGAGCAAGAGUCGCACUCCAGUCACGUGGUGCUACAGUCGCUGUACCUGGCCGGACUCCCGACCCACUUUCCCACCAAGUGGGUCGUCAAGGCUGGCCUCCAGCCCAGGCUCGAGGGCUGCAUCCGGACGCUUGAGAUUGACGGACUAGAACUGGACAUGUGGCGGGUGGGGGAAGAGGGGGAGGGAGUGACGGAGUGUGGGGAGAGCGCCCUUUGUCCCCCCAACGCCUGCCUCAACGGGGGCACCUGCGCCCGUGCCCCCUCACGCUGGUCCUGCCUCUGCCCCCCAGGUUUCGAAGGUACGUUCUGCGAGCUUCGCGCGUGCCGAGGCUCGCCCUGCCAGAGAGGACAGUGCGUGGCGCCCAACGACGUACGCCCCUUGGAGGACGGGCAGCUCCAGGUUCUCAUCCCAGGGCAACGCGAACACCAACUGCAGGAGCGAGGGGCACGACGCAAGAGGGAACAGCGUACACUAGUCACUGCUUUGCUAGGGCAUCAAGGUGAUGCGUUGGAAGGAUCGAGUGAAGUUCCUCCAUAUGAAGGCAGUACUGAAAUCGAACUCGACAGCAACAAGCAUCCUGUGAGUCAUUUCCGAGAGCGCCAAUUUGGAAAUCGAAAUGCUGGAUACGGUCUCGGUUCGAAAGGCUCUGAAAAUGACGAAAAGAGAGAAUCUACAGGUGAUUACGAUACACAAGACGCGAACAAAUCGAGUAAGGAACAGAAAUCUCGCUUAUACGAUUCUGAAAGUCAGCUGCAGCUUCACGGCAAUGACAGUUCGGAAGAAAUAUCAUCGGAGGAAUCCACAAUGACUGAGAAGAGGGCAAAGAUGGCACGGCUAAAACCCUCUGUGAAUCCUUAUGUUGACUUGGAUUUCUUCCAUGCUCAUGGUAACCAUACCCAGGACAUCUCAGAAGAUGCCACUGAGGAAUGGUACCAGCAGCAGCUCUUCCAGCAGCCUCCUCCUACCACACAGAGCGUACCAACGACCUCGGCUGAAGAGGCAAACCUGUGCCUCUGUCCCAGUGGAUACCACGGGCGCUUCUGUGAGGUGCCUGACCAGCGCAGGAGAAAACUCACCAAUAAAUUCACUGCUGGCUUGACAGGAAGUCAGCCGCUGUGGCCACGUUACUCAGGCUCGGUCACUGCAGGCUACAGCUCCUACUCGGCCUACAGGCUGCCCUUUGACACCCGACACAGCCUCUACCUUAGACUUCACUUCCGCACGUGGCAGACGCAGCAGCUAGGACUGCUGCUGCUGUUGGGUGGAGCCUCCACGGCAGCUCGCAAAGACUUCGUGUGUCUUGCCCUGGUGCAGGGACACGUCAUGCUCACGUGGGACGUAGGUGGAGGUCCACGACGUGUUGUGUCGCCCCGCCCCCUGGACGCCAGUCUGCACACACACUCCGUGCUGGUCGGACGUCGCGGCAAGCACGCCUGGCUGGCAGUCGACGCUCAGGCCAACGUCAGCGGAACGGCGCCCGGCUACCUCUCAUCCCUGGACACCGACAAUAUCAUGUUUGUCGGUGGCCACGAGUCCUGGGAGCUGCACAAGCUUCCGGCAGAUCUCUGGAGACUGGAAGGCUUCCGGGGAUGCGUUUAUGACAUCCGCGUCUCUCAGCAUCCGCACUUCCACACUCUAGACCGUCGCCGCCAGUCUUCGAGUGGCCACGAUGUGUCCACUUCCUUAGUUGGGGACGCGGCGGGGCACAAGGAGGAAGCUCGCUGGAUGAAGCCAACGUUCGUGAGGUCGCGAAACGUGGCGCAGUGUGCGGACGAUGCUUGUGCGAUGCAUCAGUGCCAACAUGGUGCUACUUGCGUUGAUCUCGGUGCUACGUACUGGUGCAUCUGCCCUAUAGGGUACAAAGGUGCCCUAUGCGACUUACCCAGCCACGUGUGCCCCAGUGACGCUCCCGUGGGGACUCCCAAUUGUGCUCCUGGGUCGUCAUGUGUUGCCUCUAAUGAAUAUCCCGGCGACUACGAGUGCAUCUGCCCCUUCGGCAAAACUGGACCGCUGUGCGACGUUGUUCAAGAUGUGGCCCAAUCACCCAUCCCGAAGUUCCGAGGUCGUCGCUCCUACCUGACCGUGGCACCUGUGGGGUCCUUGCGACGCGUGUGCCAUGCGUCCAUCGCCUUCAGACCCGACAAUUCUUCAGGCCUCAUAUUCUACGCGUCAGGACCCACCACACUCGCCCCGGGCCCAACCACGGGUCGUGCAGUUCCAGACUUCAUGGCACUGUCCCUCAAUAAUGGCUCUCUCAGCCUGUCAUAUAAGCUCGGCCAAGCUGGCAGGAGCGGCAUCGUCCAAUCUGCCAAAAAAAUUAAGCUCAACGAGUGGAACUCCGUGACGUUCAGGCGGAAGGGAACACAAGCCGAUCUAAUAUUCGACGGUGAAAUCCACAAAUCCGCUGAUAACGUGGACGCACCUGACUAUGAUCCCCCGCGAGGAUUACGUGAACAAUCAACGGAAAAUCACGCUCCUGCAGUAUCAACAACUACUUUGUUCUCCAACGGCUCGGCAUCGUCGGUGUCGCGAGUGAGGAAGACACGCAAGAUUCAAGACAAUCCUGAUGCCUACAUGGAAGUGGGGGAUGAAAUUUUUAUUGGCGGGGUGCCGGAUAUGACGAUCAUCCCGGACUCUGUUGGGCCUCUCGCGUCCCGUCAGUCAUACCAGGGCUGCAUUGGGGAGGUGAUCGUGAAUGGAGCGCUGUAUAAGUUAGACCGCGAAGGAGGCCCCCUGGGGGUUGUCAGAGGGCAAGGGCUGGUCUCCUGUGAGGACCAAACCCCUUUAAUAUGUGGCCCCGCCACCUGCCUCAACGGGGGAAAAUGCCUCCUGAAGAGUGACAGCUCUGCUGAUCCCCAAAUCCCUCCAGCUUUCACCCCCAACGCGUCGGGUUCAACGGGGGCUUCUACUUCGACCGGUCAGGCAGUGUGCGACUGCCCUGCGUCGUUCAGCGGUGGUCGGUGUGAAGUGGCCGAAGCUUGCUCCCCCUCCCCGUGCAUGGCUGGAGGGACCUGCGUCCCCUCCGUCCCCUCCAUCCACUCCGGUCCCUCCGUCCCCUCCCGCAAGAAGCGUUGGGCCCGAGCAUCAUCUACGUCUACGGGAUCACAUUCUCCUAAUCCUCAAGCCAGAAGAUCGGAGUUUUCUGAGCCCUUAGUUACGGGAUACGAAUCUUUAGAUUCAUUCGAUUCGUGGUACGAUGAUAUGCAAUCGGAGUCUGAUUUUUCUACAAGCAAAAGCUCGUCCUUCAUCUUAUCACAAAAUCCUGAAUCUCUAAACAAAAAUGCCCCGAAAAGCAUGCAUGCCGUUAAUAAAAGAUCAGCAGGCCAUUUAGAAUCCAUAGAAAACAGAAAAAUUCGAUCAGCGAAGAGAAGAAGUCGUGACAUCGCUGAUGAUAUGAAUGGUAGCUCCUACCGCUGCUUGUGUCCUCCUGGAAGAGUGGGCCGCUUGUGCGAGAGAGCAUCGCGUGGGCAAACUGCCGCCAAGUUCAGCGGGCAGAGCUUCGCCCGUCAAGGCCCAGGGGCAGCCAACGCCCCAGCCGACACCCGCCGUGAUGACUUGUCCCUCAACGUGUCAACUUCGUCCCCUCACGGCCUCCUGCUGUGGCGGGGACCUGUGGGGGAGGCCAGGAGUCAGGACUGGGUGGGGGUCGGUGUUUAUGGAGGUGCCGUGAGGGUCGUUUGGACCCUUGGUGGGGGUAAGCCCAGCUCCCUCACAUCUCAUGUCCGGGUGGACGAUGGACGAUGGCACAGCGUGGUGGUGGCGAGGGACGGUUCGUCCUUGUCGUUAUACGUGGACGGCAACCUGUCCCAAAAGACAGGCCCUGUCAACUUCACUCGACGAGACGGGCCCGCUACCGUCUACAUCGGAGGUCUGGACGAAGUGGCUGUAGCCUCGGCGACGGAGGGCCUCUUUCUAUCUUCCUUCAAUGGCUGCUUGCGCGACGUUAGGUUGCACGCCGGGGCGCCCCUGCUGAUCUUCGACGACGUUACUCACGGCGCCGAUCUGCAGCUCUGCGUCAGAUAGCACCGAAGACGCCUGCCACCUGGCCAGACUGCGUCUGCAGCGUAACUUUAUGAGUGACAAGUGCUUUCGCUCAGAAUUAUUUCAAAUUGUGUAGUGCCAGAUUUUUUAUUGACUCUUUAAGAUACUUGAAUUUUAAUUGUAUAUGACUGUCGUGUCGCUCCGGGCCAGGCGUUGAUUGAUUUAUUGUAAGUAGAAGAGAUUUUAAGCUGCUAGGAAAUUUGAUAACUGCUAAGAAAUUGACGACUGCUAAGAAAUUUGACAACUGCUAAGAAAAUCGACGACUGCCAAGAAAAUUGACGACUGCCAAGAAAUUUGGCGACUGCAAAGAAAUUUGGCCACUGCUAAGAAAUUUGACGACUGUUAAGAAAUUUGGCGACUGCUAAGGAAUUUGACGACUGCUGAGAAAUUUGACGACUGCUUAAAAAAUUGAAGACUGCUAAAAAUUUUUUAUAGCUGCUAGAAAAGUUCACAGCUGUUUUUAAAAAAGAUAGCAACACGAAGCAGAAAGUAAUUGUGUGUGAAAAUACAUUGUUGUCAAGAUAGCAGUCACAGUUGAUUGCGUGCUUACGAGUUUCAACAGGUGCAGUCGCUAGUCUUGUCGAUCAAUACAUUCUUCCUAUUGUUAGCAUUACUUUUCCAAAAUAUUCGUUUUACGCAUAAACAUGUUUUGUUCUCUUUGGUCAAUAUAGGUAGACUCUAUAGAAUCUUUGUUUGUAGAAUUAAGUCCAUGUAUAUACAUACCAACCAUCAGCUUAAAAUUGAUGGGUCAUCCGCAAUGUUUUAAUUAAAUCGUCGUCAUGUGCGUAGAUUUUAGCUUCUGUUGCGAUUUUCUACAAGUGCCCAAAAUACGAAAAGAUUCUUGUUGUAUGUGAGUUUUUAUUCCGUUUCAAUUGUUCUGAUGUUGCCUAGAAUUAUUUGCUGUUACAAUUUUUCUCUUGAGUUAAGAUUUGUGCCUAAAGCUAUCCAGUCACUGCCUUUGUAUAAUACAGACCCUAUCUGUAUACAACAGUCUAUCUGUAUACAAUAGUGGCUAUCCGUAAACAGUACAGCCACUGUUUGUAUAGUAUAGUCGCAAAUUGUAUACAGUACAGUCGCUAUCUGCAUACAAUAGUCGCUAUCUGUAUACCAUACAGUCGCUGUCUGUAUACAAUACAACGAUGA